This is a messenger RNA of Aspergillus uvarum CBS 121591, 1015 nucleotides long. RefSeq names its product Mpv17/PMP22 family protein. Bases 28 to 732 code for a protein of 234 amino acids. Gene Ontology annotation, cellular component: cytoplasm; membrane. Lineage: Eukaryota; Fungi; Ascomycota; Eurotiomycetes; Eurotiales; Aspergillaceae. The transcript is spliced from 4 exons. The record is from RefSeq and is a predicted model, not a curated record.
CCUUCCCUCUAUCCAUCAACAGCAGCCAUGUCCGCCAAAUUCCAAGAUGAGGCCGUCACCUCCCUGCGGCAAGACACAAAAGAGUUGGUGCACAAAGUCGGGGAACGACUGACUGGCGGGGGCUAUCUCAACCUUUACCUCCGCCAACUGCAGCAAAACCCCCUGCGCACCAAGAUGUUGACGUCCGGCGUGCUGUCUGGUCUGCAGGAGAUCCUGGCGUCAUGGAUCGCGCACGAUGUCAGCAAGAACGGCCACUACCUCAGCCCGCGGGUGCCCAAGAUGGUGCUGUACGGCAUGUUCAUCAGCGCCCCGCUGGGCCACUUCCUGAUCGGGAUCCUCCAAAAGGUGUUCGCUGGCCGGACGAGCCUGAAGGCCAAGGUGCUGCAGAUUCUGGCCAGCAACUUGCUCGUCUCCCCCGUCCAAAACGCCGUGUACCUGACCAGCAUGGCGGUCAUUGCCGGCGCGCGCACCAUUCACCAGGUCCGCGCCACCGUGCGGGCGGGCUUCAUGCCCGUCAUGAAGGUCAGCUGGGUGACCUCGCCCAUCGCGCUGGCCUUUGCGCAGAAGUUCCUGCCGGAGCACACCUGGGUGCCGUUCUUCAACAUCGUCGGGUUCGUCAUUGGAACCUACGUCAACACCCACACGAAGAAGAAGCGUCUCGAAGCGCUCCGGAAGCGUUACGACCAGCGUCGUGGGCCCGGCAGCGAGUACGACAAGGGCGACUACCGGUAAAUACUGUACAUACAAAAUCCCCACCCUCAUGACCAUCGCUGGUCGAUUGAGGGCAAUGCGGCCAAUAUACCCAUGACGACUGAGCCUAGCCAACGACCAUCUCCCUUUCCACCUAUGCCAUCUAACUAUACCACCCAGUCUAUGCCCCCGCCCCGAAUGAUGUUUAAUCUGUGAUAUGUCCCGCUCAUGGCUCUGGCGUCACGACGAGUGUCUAUCCUGCUGUGAUGAACCAUAUUUACGUAGUAUAUCGCCAUUUAAACGCAACUGAAAAGCCAUACCUUAU